AUCGGGGAGCCUAGAGGAAGACCCAUAACCAUAACCUUUAAUUUGUCUCUUAUCCCAUCUCAGUAAGGCGAAUAACCCACAAAUUUCAUCGCAAACGAGGGGGAAGAAGAAAGGAGGAGAAGAAGCACGUUAGCAAAGGCAGAACAUAAGACUCGAUGAACUUUGGAGAGUACACUUGUGAUGGUGAUAGAAUGAUAGAAGAUCCUGGUAGAAUGGAAUCUGAUGGGGAUAUGGACGCCAAGAUUAUAGAAAAUGCACUAGUACAGGUGACUGGUGGAGGAGAUGCUGGGGAAUUGAUUGAAAUUCCUGAUGGAUUGAAGUUAGUUAAACAUGCUGAUCUACUAGAUGGAAAUAUUGAUCCUUAUAUUGGUAUGGAGUUUGAAUCUGAAGAGUCUGCCAUGAUAUACUAUGAUGCAUAUGCUAGGCGUGUAGGGUUUAUUAUCCGUGUUGGAAAUUGCCAUCGUUCAGGUCGCGAUGGAUCAGUUAUUAGUAGAAGGUUUCUUUGUAACAAAGAGGGUUUCCGUGUAAAUAAUAAGAAAACCAAGUGUCUUGAAGUAAGGAAGCCACGGGCAGUCACAAGGGAAGGUUGCAAGGCAAUGGUCAUGGUACGCAAAGAGAAGUCUGGAAAAUGGGUUGUUACAAAACUUGAAACAGAGCAUAGUCAUCCUUUGGGGAUACCUGCUGGUAAGGGUCGUCAAGGUACAAUCCAGGCUCGACCUCAGGAUGAGAAGGACAAGAAAAUUCGGGAACUGACAACUGAGCUUCACCGUGCAAAUCAAAAAUUGGCAGAAUGUCGAGAACAACUGGAAAUGGUCUUAAAGGAUAUUGAGAUACACACUAAUCACCUAACGAAAAGUGUUCAUGAUAUAGUUGAGAAUGUAAAAGAAAUAGAAUCUGAGGAUCAUGACUAUGCAUACCACGCAUACCACUAAAGUCUAGAAUUUAGGGCAUGAAGCUUCCACUUUCUCUAAUGGAUUGAGAGCUGGUCAUCUCUUUUUUCUCAACAUUCCUGCAUCUGAUGGGAACUUCUCUAACAUGCUAUGUACCCUUGUUUUCAUUUUUUUCAUUUUCCGCCAUAACAGUUUAUAAUAGUGCUGGCAACAGCUCCUACCCAUCUA
Messenger RNA from Telopea speciosissima, 1118 nucleotides. RefSeq names its product protein FAR1-RELATED SEQUENCE 5-like. The coding region runs from base 156 to 932 and encodes 258 amino acids. The record is from RefSeq and is a predicted model, not a curated record. NCBI's taxonomy places the organism in Eukaryota, Viridiplantae, Streptophyta, Magnoliopsida, Proteales, Proteaceae. The transcript is spliced from 3 exons.